AAUCUCGGCGGAUGUAGUAGACCAUCCGGGUAUUUUUCGGCUACUAUUUUUUGCAUCCUGAAGUUUCGGAUAUACUAUUCAUGCAUCAUACUCAUUUUCGCCUACUAUAUAGUACGGAAGUAGGCGAUUUCGGGCGCAGCACUGGUGCACUGGAAAUGCUGCGGGCGCCAUCUUCCGGCGAGACGGGGGAAUUUCAUUUAGCGCGAGCAUCACGAGCGAUAGAUGGCAAACAGCUAGCCAUGCGGUUGCCUUGGAGUUGGACGUGUCUUUUGUUACUGUCCAUCUCCAUAGUAACCUGGGCCCAGGAGGAGGAACUGGAGGACGAAGAAGAUGCUCUUGUGGAGGAUGUUGAUGUGGACAUGGAGACAGACAGUAACGAGAACACGGAGGCAGACACUAAUGUUUCUUUCCAGGUAACAUACAAGACCCCAGUUCCGACAGGAGAUGUGUUCUUCGCCGAGACGUUUGAUGAUGGCUCUUUAAGCAGCUGGCAGCUCUCUAAAACAAUGAAGGAGGAUGCCGACGAAGAUAUUGCAAAAUACGAUGGUAAAUGGGAGGUUGAACCCCUAAAGGAAAACAAGGUGUCCGGUGAUUUGGGUUUGGUGCUUAAGUCCCGUGCUAAGCACCAUGCCAUUGCUGCUCCGCUUAACCGACCCUUCGUCUUUAAGAACAUGCCUCUCAUCGUCCAAUACGAGGUCAAUUUUCAAGAUGGCAUUGACUGUGGAGGUGCUUACAUCAAGCUUCUGUCAGACUCAAAAGACUUGGAGCUGGAGCAGUUUCACGACAGGACACCAUACAGCAUCAUGUUUGGGCCGGAUAAAUGUGGAGAGGACCACAAACUGCAUUUCAUUUUCAGACAUACAAAUCCCCUUAAUGGAGAUAUAGAAGAAAAACAUGCCAAACGACCUGAUGUUGAUCUGAAGAAGUUCUACACGGAUAAAAAGACUCACCUCUACACUCUUGUUUUAAAUCCAGACAAUAGCUAUGAGGUCUUUAUAGACCAGUCAAGUGUUAGCAAAGGAAGCCUGUUGACGGAUGUCGUUCCACCUGUGAACCCUCCCAAAGAGAUUGAUGAUCCCAAAGACUCGAAGCCUGAGGACUGGGAUGAGAGAGCCAAAAUCCCAGACCCAGAAGCUGUCAAACCUGAUGACUGGGACGAGGAUGCCCCAGCUAAGAUUCCCGACCCUGAUGCAGUGAAGCCAGAAGGGUGGCUGGAUGAUGAACCAGAGUUUGUGUCUGACCCCACCUCAGAAAAACCAGAUGACUGGGAUGAGGAAAUGGAUGGAGAAUGGGAAGCCCCUCAGGUGCCAAACCCAGUGUGUGAAACCGCUCCGGGCUGCGGUGAAUGGAAGUCACCCAUGAUUAAUAAUCCUGAGUAUAAGGGCAAAUGGAAGGCACAUCUCAUAGACAACCCCAAUUACCAGGGUGUGUGGAGUCCACGAAAGAUCGCAAACCCUGACUACUACGAGGAUCUUCACCCGUUUCGAAUGGUGUCAUUCGGAGCUGUGGGUCUGGAGCUUUGGUCUAUGACCUCCGACAUUUACUUUGAUAAUUUCAUUAUUACUUCUGAGAAGGAAGUGGCAGACCGCUGGGCAGCAGACAGCUGGGGACUGAAAAAGCUUGUUGCUAGCGCCAACGAGCCUGGAGUGUUGAGUCAGUUGACGCUGGCUGCUGAGGAAAGGCCUUGGCUGUGGGUGGUUUACAUUCUUACCGUUGGUUUGCCUAUUGGCCUGGGUGUGCUCUUUUGCUGGCCGAAGAAGUCAAAUGAUGACUACGUAUACAAGAAAAUUGACCAGCCCAAGUCGGUACAAGAGGACGUAGUGGAAGAAGAAGAAGAAGAAGAGGAGGAGGACGAGGACGAUGAUGACGACGAAGCGGAGGAUAAAGGAAAGGAUGAAGAUGACGCAAAAGCAGAGGAUGCAACUGAUGCUGCUGUGGAUGAGAAUGGUGAUGGGAUUGAGAAGAACCUGGAAAAUGGAGGAGAUACAGAAGAAGAAGAUGAGGAUGAGGAGGAGGAGGCCAGUAAGCCAAAGACCAUGCCCUCAGAGGAUGAAAUGAAGGAUGCUGACGAAGGAACUCAGAUCUCAAAAGAAGAACCCAAAGCUGUCAGAAAGAGAAAAGUACGGAAGGACUGAAGACCCCCGGUUUUCCCAAGUUUUCCCUCCUUUCUCAUUCCUCUGCCUCUUUUUUGCUGCAUGCUUUCGGCAGUAUGCCCUUUAGCAUGCAAAAAAACGGCAACCCUAGCCGCUCUUCUAAAGAGGUCAUCAUUCAUCUGAUGUCAUCUCGCUUCCCUUCUUCAAGUCUUCCGCUUCAUUCUUAUCGGUUACAGUUUAGAUUUAAAUCUAAACGUCAGCCCUGCUGAGUUUGAUCUCUGACUUUUUCCUAUUUUUUCCUUUUUUCAAUUACAAUUCAAGUAGUAUCGAGCCUGUGUUUCCCUGCUAGUAAGUGAUCAGAGUACCGUGAAGGGAAAUAUAGUGGCGUUUUAGAAAGAAAAACUAGUUUAUGAUAACAUCUACAUUUUAGUUCUUUAAGUUAUUAAAAAGGUCAGUUAUUUGUGUUAUAAGUUAAGAGCUUUUUAACAUGAUCAAAUCACACUGGUUGUAUUUAUUGUUUGUCCCUCGUUUGACAAAAGAUGCAAUUGAAUUUAGGCAUAGGACUUUUAAAUCUAGCUUUCUACCGCAUUGCCACAGUAAGCAGGCUGUGGAAAAGAGCUCCGUGAGACCAGGGGCUGUUUUUGGCGAAACGUCUAAGUCAGAAGAGUGCUAUGAGUGGAUCAGUAUUACUUUUUUGACAUUCAAGUCGUUACGCACAGUCAAAGGUGAUCCCAGGUCAGCGUUAUCUCCGACACACUAACCGCAGACUAUAGUACGCACACUGAAAACUAUCCCGCCGAUUCCUGUUUGACAUUAGACUGACCAACAUGUAUGAAACUAUUGAAGUUUAAAAGCAGACACAAACAAGUAGUUUUGUUUUUCUGCUUUUUUAGGUUACGUGUUUAGCCUUAUGAGAACAGCCUUUUGUUUACAUGUUUGCAAGCUGUUCAUUGCUCUUGGAAAUAAUAAAUAUUUACUAUAAAUGUG
This is a messenger RNA of Triplophysa dalaica, 3080 nucleotides long. It is a transcript of the gene clgn, whose product is annotated as calmegin. Lineage: Eukaryota; Metazoa; Chordata; Actinopteri; Cypriniformes; Nemacheilidae. Gene Ontology annotation, cellular component: endoplasmic reticulum; endoplasmic reticulum membrane. The transcript is spliced from 15 exons. Bases 81 to 2135 code for a protein of 684 amino acids. Gene Ontology annotation, biological process: protein folding. Gene Ontology annotation, molecular function: calcium ion binding. The record is from RefSeq and is a predicted model, not a curated record.